GCUCUGAUUGGGCGCCGGGCCCGGGGGCGUGGCCUCGGCCGGCUGUGGGGCGGGCGGCGCCGGCGGCUCCAGCGCAGCUCGGGCACCGCGGGAGCUCCAGGGAAACGAUGAAUCUGGUUCUGGAGCUGCUCCUGUUCCUGGUCACGCUCCUCUUCUCCUACCUGGAGGCUUUCGUGAAGCUGUUCGUGCCCGUGAGGAGAAAGUCUCUCAGCGGGGAGCUGGUGCUCAUCACGGGCGCUGGCCAUGGCGUCGGGAGAGCGACCGCCUUGGAGUUCGCCAAGCGCCAGAGCAGGCUGGUGCUGUGGGACAUCAAUAAGCACGGCGUUGAGGAGACGGCAGCAGAAUGCCAGAAGCUGGGAGCCACUGUUCAGAGCUUCGUGGUGGACUGCAGCAAACGGGAGGAGAUCUACAGUGCUGCAGACAAGGUGAAGAAGGAUAUUGGGGAUGUGACUAUCCUGGUGAACAAUGCUGGUGUGAUUACAGCUGCCGACUUCCUCUCGACUCAGGAGCACCAGAUAGAAAGGAUGUUUGAAGUCAACAUUCUGGGUCACAUGUGGACCACAAGAGCUUUCCUGCCAAUCAUGAUGAACAACAACUAUGGGCACAUUGUCACAGUGGCUUCAGCAGCAGGUCAUUUGGUGACUCCUUUCAUGGUGGUAUAUUGCUCAAGCAAGUUUGCUGCAGUUGGAUUUCAUAAAGCUCUGACAGAGGAGCUGUCUGCCCUGGGAAAGGAUGGAAUAAAAACAACAUGCCUUUGUCCAGUUUUUAUAAACACUGGAUUUGUCAAAAACCCCACUACAAGGCUUGGAAAGAUUUUGGAGAUUGAAGAAGUCGUGCAGGCUUUGAUGGAAGGAAUAGUGACCAACCAGAAAAUGGUUUUUGUUCCACCACAGCUAAACAUUGCUUUGUUUACUGAAAUGGUGUUUCCAGAACGUGCCCUGAACCUUCUGAAGAAGAUGACCAUUCCAAAGUUUGAUGCAGUCAUUGGGCACAGAAGCACCCAGUGAAAAGCAAGAACUGAUUCUCAUUUCCCAGAGGCACCAGUGAAAAGAGAACAUGUGCUGAGUGUAUUUCAGCUGCCUUGAUUCAGAACAGAGCUCAGGCAGCUGCUUCCAGGCCACCAUUCCCAGGCACACCUAAGGGCUUCUCCCACACCUGCAGCUGGAAUACACCUGCAUGAGGUGUAAUAAUAGCAGGCUGCAUAAUAGCAAAGCAGUGAUGCAGCUCUGGAAGGGCUGCUUUGAAUGUACAUCCCAUCACCUUUGUCUCAUUGUGCUGGGGCAGGCAGGAUGCCCACAAAGCCCCUGUUUGGGACUCCUUAGCCGAGUGCAAAGGGAUUGCCUGAGAACGUGUUAACCUGGACUCAUCCCUGAGCAAAAGCAUCUUGCAAAAAGCAAUUUAUAGAGGAGGUGGGUGGCCUGUUUCAUCUCACUUAAUAAUUUUAAGUUUAAAAAAAAAUGUGCUCUAAUGAACACUUACAGUUCUGUGUGCAUUCAUAAUGAGCAUUAUUGAAUUAAUUAUUUGUAUUAUUGAGAUAAUACAGCCUUAUUUGUAAUGUAAUGCCUGAUUACAACAUUUAUCAAUUAUGCAUUAGCACCAUCAACACUCCAUAUUACAAAUAAAUAAUUUUUUCUAACCCAAA
This is a messenger RNA of Passer domesticus (house sparrow), 1642 nucleotides long. RefSeq names its product 17-beta-hydroxysteroid dehydrogenase 13-like. The record is from RefSeq and is a predicted model, not a curated record. The coding region runs from base 108 to 1007 and encodes 299 amino acids. Gene Ontology annotation, molecular function: oxidoreductase activity, acting on the CH-OH group of donors, NAD or NADP as acceptor. The transcript has 7 exons. NCBI's taxonomy places the organism in Eukaryota, Metazoa, Chordata, Aves, Passeriformes, Passeridae.